Messenger RNA from Bombus pascuorum, 4909 nucleotides. RefSeq names its product carboxyl-terminal PDZ ligand of neuronal nitric oxide synthase protein. Gene Ontology annotation, molecular function: nitric-oxide synthase binding. The coding region runs from base 2235 to 3962 and encodes 575 amino acids. The record is from RefSeq and is a predicted model, not a curated record. The transcript has 8 exons. NCBI's taxonomy places the organism in Eukaryota, Metazoa, Arthropoda, Insecta, Hymenoptera, Apidae.
UCACCAGUGAUCAACGCUUCAAUUGAUGUCAAAUAAUAUAAGAGAUAAAAGAAGAGACGACUUAAGACUUUCUUCAGGCAUCUGUAGAAGACAAACGCGGAAAUGCUAUUGAGCUGCACGAAAGCGAGAAUAUUAAUGCGUUUAUAAAUAAACCGGAGGAAAAAUCCAGCGAGCCGCGGCGUCGCGAAGCUUUUGCUCCUCCGCUGACGCUAUCGCUCGGCUAGCGAUCCAUCAGAGGCACACGCCGCCGCUUAGUUCCGCUCCACCUGGCCGCCGUCGCGGCGAGAUACCGCUCGUUUUCGAGUAUUUCGAGAACGCGCGGCCGCGUUCUUCGAGUCUCGCCUCAUUUCAUUUUGGAACUCUUCACGUCGAGCUCACAAUAGCAGAUCAAGUAAAUGAAGAUUUCAUAUUCUUGGUAAGGAGAUGAAUGGAGGAAGGUAGAUAGCAGGAUAAAUAACAGGGAAGAGGAAGAAUAUAGAAGACAAGAGAAAAUAAACUAACUAAAGAAUAGAAUUUGUAAUUUGGAAGAAGAUAAAAGAAGAAUAGUGACUUGAGAAAAGAGUAGGGAGCGGAAGAAAAAAUUGAAAGUUGUACUGUUUAAUGAAGGAGUAAAACAGUGAUUUGUAAGAAGAACAGAAAAAAUAGAAACGCUACGAUAGUUUAGGAAUGAAGAGGAGACAAAUGAACUGAAAGAAAAUUGGAGAAGAGAAAAAAAUAUAAAGAAUAGGAGUAUGCUGUGAAUGACGUAGGAAGAAGAAGAAGAACAGGAAAAUACAGAAUUUUGGAGUAAAGGAAAAUAAAGUACUCGUUUGACAAGUAUAAAGAGAGAAACUCGAAAAUAUUAAUUUUGAAAUAAAAAGUUGCGAAUAAAUACAACAUGGGAAAAAUUGAUUGAAGGAAAUUUGGGAAGUUUGAAAGAAGAAAGUUUGUAGAGGAACGUUCGACUUGCUUUGGGAAACAGAAAAUUGGGAGGAGUUCUGGAGAGAAAAUAGAACAAGUUUCAGAAAGAAAAUGGGAAGACUCGAGAGAGGCGUGGAAGAACCCUGGAUGGACCAGAAAUUGAAGAAAUUUUAAAUGAGGAAUUGAGUGCAUCUUGGGGAGAAAAGUUGAAGAAGUUUCAUCUAGAAAUAAAAAGCUAAAUCAACAAUGGUUCGUAAAAGAAAUAAAAUUCUAAACAAUGUUUCAAACCAGUUUUAAAACAACCAAGUAGCGAAACAAAAGAAGAUAAAAAAGGUAAAAAUCCAAGGAACCAAUAAACUGAAUAAAUUUUAACACAAGAAUUCCAAAUUCUUCAAAUUGAAUUCAAAUUGAAUUGAAAAUUUUAAACUGAAAAAUAAAAUCAACUUACCAAUAAAAGAAACAAAAAUAUCUAACAACAAUCAUAGAACAAUUCUAAGAAUUCCAAUGAUAGAUAAAGUGAUCUGUUCAGUGAGUCAAAUGACAAGUAAAGUGAUCUGUUCAGUGACAUCCAAAAAUACCUUCGGCAACAUCGCGAAUGCCUUAAACGAAGAUCGAUCUUAGUGAUACGUUCUUUUCAGCAAACAGAGGUAGAGUUCCAUUCUGAGUAAAAAAUAAAUUGUUAAUCGACCAUUUGUUUAUUUUCCAAAUUAUCCGUAAAUGCUUGAAUAGUUAAGUGGCUGUAAAAAUGAGAAGUAAACACGAUUAAUCCCGAACGAUCAAUGGGAUACGAUUUCAGCAUUUGAUAAUAUUUCAAUACAGCUUCGAUGUUUUGUUUUCCUUUUAUACUCUUAUCUCGUAGACAGUCACCUGAUAGUAUUAUAUAAUAUUUCAUUUAUCUUUCUUUAUAUAGAAUUAUUUUCUUAAGAUAAAGAUAAUAUUACGUAUUUGGGUGGGUAAUAAUAAUAAUAAUAAGGUUGUUAAAAUUCUUACGGUAGUAAACUGAAAUUGUUCCUCGAAACCGGCAAGUAUUUAUAGAGAGCUUUCAGAAAAUGAAGCUUUCAAGAGAAGCCUUUGAUUUCUCACGAAUCUGUUUCCGCCCGAUGGAACAAUAUACCGAUCGAGCAUGCUGUUUACAAUAAACUCACUAUUGAAUGCAUCCAAAAAGAUAAGAGUAUAAAAGGAAACAUGCCAUUCAAUGUAGAACAAAAAUGAACUUCAUAAGAGGACCAUAAACUUCCACCAUGUUAUACGUAUACAUACAGUGUCUUCUGAAAAAAGUAUUAGUGUUACUUAUUGAAUAAAUCCUCAUCAUAAAAGCGCAACACGUACCAACCAUGCUGAAGAACUCGAAGCAAACGAACUCUGAGACAGCAGUGUCCCCUAGUUCCGGUCCAGCUAGUCCUUCUGGCGUCGAGACCACCCCGAAGCCCAGGAAGAAACUCUCGUUCAAGGAACCUGAAAUAUUCAACUAUCUAAAGUUGAAGAAACCUUUUAAAAAGACAAAACCUCCGCCUCUUCAGUUGAUGCAUUCGACCACAAGCGUCGAUUUUAGCUUCGAUGAGAACCCCUUUGAGGAGGAGAACGAUGACCUCGAAGAGCUCGAGAGUCAAGCGAUGAGGGUGGUCAGAACGGUAGGACAGGCUUUCGAGGUGUGCCAUAAAUUAAGUUUAAACAACGCCACGGAAGAACGGGACCGGGGGGAGAAAGAGAGAGAGAGGGAGCACGGUGAGAAUCAUCGUGACGUUUACGAGGAUCAAGACGAAAUUCCGAAUGAACAGUCGCAACCGUCGCCGUCUUCUGUGCAUAAAGAUAUAUCGCUAUUAGGGGACGUAGAAGAUUCGGUACCGGAACAGACGACCGUUCCUUGUCUUCUGAGAACGCACGAAAUUCCAGCGACUACAGCGUCUACCUCCCCUAUUAGACAAUCGCCAUCGGGCACAGUGACCUCCGAUUGCGGAGGCUUACUGGUUGGAGGCGAAUUAACUGCUCUGAAGCACGAAAUUCAGCUGUUGCGAGAACGAUUAGAGCAACAGAGCCAACAGACCAGAGCCGCUGUUGCCCAUGCGCGACUGCUUCAGGAUCAGCUUGCGGCUGAAACAGCAGCUCGAGUCGAAGCUCAAGCCAGGACGCAUCAAUUGCUGAUGCAAAACAAAGAACUUCUAGAACAUAUAGGUGCGUUAGUCGGCCAUCUUCGAGAGCAAGAAAGAAUCUCGAGUGGUCACGUAACUUCACAGCCUCAGUUGCCUGGCUCAGCGACGAUGCAACAAACUACCACCGUUCCUGAUCUGUCGAACCUCGGCCAGUGCCAACGAACAGGAGGACAAAGUUCACCAUGGGAACUGGAUCCACCAUCUCCAUACUACUCUUAUCCACCAGAUUCCUUAUACCCUGGAGGUUUGAAUACAAUAGGAAUACAAGGAAAUAGUUGUCCAACAGAUCAGUUACAGUUUCAAACACAACUCCUAGAAAGGCUGCACAACAUAAGUCCAUAUCAGCCUCAAAGGUCACCUUAUAACACGCCUUCUCCUUAUACAAUGGGUCCCAAUCUUGUUGUACCUCCUAACAAUAGGCCAGUCAGCUCAGCCCAGUUAUCUCCGAAUUCCAUGUCAUUAAGAGCUUCUCAACCAAACAGUUUCUGUUCAUCACCCAUAAUGACGCACAAAGUAGAUAAUUAUAUCGGAAGUUCAGAGACUACAGAGUUGAAGACAACAUUUAUUAAACCUUUACCCUGUACAGGCGAAAGGAACGUCAGCCACGUAGUUCAGGAGACAAAGAGUAAGCAGGAUCGAAUCAAUCUGCAUGACGAAAUUCCACCAAUUGUGUUGGAUCCUCCGCCUCAGGGUAAACGCUUAGAUACAACACCUAAGCAAUUGCCGACCAAAGAAAACUCCAACGGUCAAGCGUCGAAUAAACAAAGUUCACAAAAUCAGAAAAACUUGGCUACCAUAUUAAGAACUCCUGGUCCACCACCGUCUCGCACAACCAGUGCUCGUUUGCCUCCAAGAAAUGAUCUGAUGUCCGAAGUGCACAGGACUACCUGGGCGAGACAUACAACCAAGUGAUAAAAGAUCUUUUCCAGAGUAGUUUCUGAAAAAUUUUAUUGUCUACUAAACAUAUCAUCUCUUGGGUAGAACUCUUUUUAUAAAAAAUAAUGUUUUCUUUUCUAUAUUUUGUAGUAUGUUUUUGAUCGCGAAUUAAUUUGGAGUUGAUUGUUUGGCCGCUAUAUAAACUGUUUAUAUUAUAAUGCAAUCAGAAUUAAUUAACUGUUGUUACAAUUAUUCUUGGUUUUAAAUAUAGCCAAAACCAUUGUCUACACACAAAAGUUCUACCCAAGUAAGCUUAUUAUUAAAUGUAAGGACUAAGUGAAGCGUGUAAAUGCGUUGUUUUUCUUAUAAACGUUGUAGAGUGUUCAUAGGAGGUGGGAUUUUAAUUAUCGACGUAACAAACAGAAAUAAUAGUUCCAAGUGAUUGUUAACAGUUUUUUUUUGAAUGAUAAAAUCAGACAUUGAUAGCGGAAAGUAUAAAUUUAGUGUAUCCUUUAGAUUUGGCGAACUCGUGCCAAAAGAGUAGAGCUUUUAAUAAAGUGUAUUUACAACAAGCGAGCAAAGAAUUUGUGAUCAGCGUGUGACAAAUAAGUGUAUAUAAAGUAUAUCAUUCUUGUACAUACUUAUUACACAUCUAUAACUAAUUUUACAAGUCGAACUCUGUACUGUAAAAUAGAAAGAUGCAGAUUUAAUCUGGUGUUAAAUUCUUAUGAAUUUUAUCCAACAUAUUUCUUGGGAAAGAAAAUUCUUUUUGUAUUGUAUGUAUGGAAAAAUUAUUGAACGUAAAAAGAAAAAGACAAAUCUAUAUGUUGAAUUCAGAAGAGUGUAUAAAUAUGUAGCUCUGACAUGUUAAACUCGCAAUUAAAAUAAAUUAAGAUAAAUAAUUGGUUUAUGAAAACGUUGAAGCCAUCAGAAAGAAUAUUUAAAAAUUACAAUGGCCAAUAAAUAAAAUGCUCUGUGAAAAA